Messenger RNA from Anoplopoma fimbria (sablefish), 3375 nucleotides. RefSeq names its product neuralized E3 ubiquitin protein ligase 1B (gene neurl1b). Gene Ontology annotation, biological process: ubiquitin-dependent endocytosis. Lineage: Eukaryota; Metazoa; Chordata; Actinopteri; Perciformes; Anoplopomatidae. The transcript is spliced from 7 exons. Gene Ontology annotation, cellular component: early endosome. The record is from RefSeq and is a predicted model, not a curated record. Bases 974 to 2698 code for a protein of 574 amino acids. Gene Ontology annotation, molecular function: ubiquitin protein ligase activity.
CUUUCCACCAGAGAGGAGAACCUGAACUGCUCCACAGAGGCAGGCUUUGUUCAGGAUAUUGGACACACAGCUGCUGUAACACCCCAGGCCCCUCCAAUUCACCACUAUAUGGUAAGAUACGCUGUCCCGGCACUCCCCUCACUGAUGUCUCAGUCCUAUAAACCCUGCAGGCCAUGGCUCCUCAGAGAGUGGUGUAGUCCAGAAGACAGGAAACAGCUUGAGAGGAGCCCAGCAGUCAAGGCUGUGGGAAGGCACAGGAUAGGGUGGGAAAUGAGGGGUUUUCCUCAUAUGGGCUUUUAUAAAAAUUGUGCAAUCCAUGUCUGUGUAUCCGACGUAUUGAAUAGGUGGUUAAUUAAUGUGUGAUAACCCCCCCCAUGAUGGUCUGUGGAAUCUGUGAUUUAAACAUCUGACAGGAAGGAUCAAUAGUUCUGUAUAUAUCUUCUGUUUUCAUAUCAGUUUAACCUCUUCAGGAUGUGAAAAAGCAAAAGGUUUUUUUUGUCAAAAACAACAUGAUCAAUGAUCUUGUAAUCAUUUUUAAUCUUAUCAAAGUUUGCACCCUUUUGUCCCCCUCUAUAUGUAAAUGUGCUGCCAAACCGUCUUCCUUUACAUUACUGUCUGUCCUAUAAGCUACACUCCCUCAUUAGGCUUCAUCACAGGCUUUGAGUGAAUAAUCAAAGGAAUUAUUCAGAGGCUCUGUGAUGCUCUUGGGGGGGGGGGUCUCUGCUUACUGUGUCUUUAAAGUCGUGCAGAGGGGAGCUCCACUAAAGCAAGGAGGGGGCUGCUGUGCACCAGUCGGAGGUGUCAGCCUGUCGCAGCGGCUCGGUGGUUGACAUUAAGAGGGAGACCCGUCGCAAGACUCCGAUCGCACUGGUUCCAGGACAGACACUCACCGGACCGAGGGACGCAUGGAUGGACAGAGAUAUAGUGCAAUCGGAAUUAACUUGUCAGCCGGUGCGAGGAAUCUCUGGACAUAAUGGGUAACACGACACCUAAACCUUUGAUAGAUGCAACUCUGCAACCCCGUCCGGUGGCCAGCAGGCAGUACUACAAUCUGCCUAACAAUGGGGCCGGUGUGGAGAGAAGAGCAUCUGCUGCUCCGGUCAGCAUCAACAUGGAGUCACCUCGCUUUCACCCCCACGCCAAAGGCAAGAAUAUCAGGCUGGAUGGGCAGCUUCGCCGUGCCACACGCAAGAACAGCUUCUGCAAUGGCAUCACUUUCAGCCACAGGCCGGUCCACCUCUAUGAGAAGGUGCGUCUUCGCCUGAGUGGUGUGCACACUGGUUGGAGUGGAGCUCUACGCUUCGGUUUCACCAGUUUGGACCCAAGCGAAUUGGUCGCUACAGACAUCCCAAAAUACGCUUGCCCGGACCUGGUGACACGGCCCGGCUACUGGGCCAAAGCUCUGCCUGAGAGACUGGCCUCGAGGGACAACGUGUUGUCCUUCUGGGCUGAUCGCCAUGGAAGAGUUUUCUACAGCAUCAACGAAGGAGAGCCCAUCCUCUUCCACUGCGGGCUCAGCAUCGGCUGUCCACUCUGGGCCAUCAUAGAUAUCUAUGGCAUCACGCAGGAGGUCACACUGCUUGAAAGCAUGUUUGCCGAGAGUGUGGGAUCCAGCUGCCUGAGCGCUGCCCGUCUGAGUGCCUAUCUGCCCCAGAGCAGCCACGACUCAGCCAAUUACAGCAACAAUCAGCUGGAAAACAACCAGGCUGCUGCUGCCAAGAUGGCCAACCUCCAGAUCAAUAACUACACACAGCACAUCCCCUGCUGCUCCUCCACCUCGUCCUCCUCCACGCUGUCCUCAUCUGCCUCGGCUGGAUUCAGCACCCCGAGGGGGGUCCGGGGUCUACCUUCUCCGCUGGACAAUGACUUGCACUUUCACCCCGUCCGUGGCUCUGAUGUAAUACUCUCUGCAGACCGCUCAGCCGCCUGCAUCCACUUUCUGGACAGCAGUCGGACUCUGGUAUUCUGUGACAGGCCGCUGCAUGUAGGUGAGACUUUGUACGUGGAAGUGGGCCAUCUGGGCCUACCCUACUUUGGGGCGCUGUUGUUUGGUUUAACAUCCUGUGACCCGGCCAGUCUACACGCCGGGGACUUACCGGCAGACCCUGAACUUCUCCUGGACCGUAAAGAGUAUUGGGUGGUACAUCGGGGCUUCCCCAUGCCUUGCUCUGGAGACGUGCUCAGCUUCAGUCUGCUGCCCAGUGGAGAGGUUCAUCACGGGGUGAACGGAGUGGGACGUGGCAGGCUGCUCUGUGUGGACUCCUCUCAGGUCCUGUGGGCCUUUUUCACCCUGCAUGGGGCUGUCAACAGACUCAGGAUACUGGGGACUCUGCAGUCCAGUCCUCCCUCCACAUCUCCCAGCACUUCUCAGAGCAGCAGUCCAGACGACAGUGACUCAGACCUGGCGUUCAGUGUCAACAGAUCCUCCUCUGCCUCUGAAUCCUCUCUGGUUACUGCUCCCAGCUCCCCUCUCAGUCCCCCCGUCUCUCCCACUCUCACCGCCUCAGAACUGCCCUCUGCUGGAAAACACGGAGAAUGCACCAUUUGCUUCGACCAGGAUGUGGACACGGUCAUCUACACCUGUGGACACAUGUGUCUGUGCAAUGACUGUGGGGUCAAGCUGAAGAGACAGAUCAAUGCUUGCUGCCCGAUAUGCAGGAGGCCUAUCAAAGAUGUAAUCAAAACAUAUCGGCCAUGAUGGUCCACAUGUUUAAACAAACAGGUGAUGUGACUUUCCCUGCUGGAUGCCACCUGUGUCCCCAUCUCAGGCUUGGUUAGAGACGGAUUUUGAUCGCAAUGGGAGAUUAGCCACACCAGAACAUAAUUGUGCCUAUAUUUCCAUUUUAUAUGGGUGAAUCAUUUCUGGAGAUGCUCUUCAUACGCAGAGCUGUGAUGGAGCUCAUCUUAAUACAUGAACUGCUGAAGGAGCUCCUUUGUUUUGUCUGAAAAAGAAGAGAUGUCUCAUAUGCUCCUGUUUUGUAUUUUCAAUGUGAUGUCUCUUACGUCACAUGUAUUUGCUGAAAAUCCUGCUGUCGAUAUUUUGUCCUUAACCCUAUUGUGCUAGAUUUAUGUGUGCUUCAGCAGUAUAUGUGGACCGUAGCCUAUGACUUCUAGUGCCUUAGAUUUUUGUCAUAUUGUGUGUCCAAGUAAUUAUGCUAACAAUCCAAGCCAUAUUUUUAAUGUACAGUAAUGAAAGCUUGUGGUGAAACAGACACACGGAUAAAGAAUUUAUGCAAAAAAAGGUGUAAUAGUCAGCGGAAAAAUGUAAGUGUAUGGUAAGUGUAUUCAGUGGUACGCUUUCAUGAAAGUAUGAUUGCAAAGAACAGAAUGAAGUGUCUGGUUUUGCACUUUGAGAGAUAAAUAAACAGGGACUAA